UUUUUCAGUUUUCGAUGUAUACGCCUUGCUGUCUGCGAUUUUCCUUGAUGGGUGCGCGAAAAUUGUGAAAAUAUUUGCGAAAAAGUUGUCAUUCGUGCGGGCUGCUGGUUUGUGAUGAAGUUUGUUUUCUAUCGGAAAAAUUGAAUAGGUUGAAAUUGUUAUGAAUGUUUUGAAUUCUGGGUCGUUCAGUGUGUUCACUAUCAAGUGAAAGCGAAAUCAGAAGACCGUGCUGGGAAUUGCUAAACAUGGUGGCAGGUUCAGGUUAUUCAGUGGCAAUGCACUACAAGGAGUGUCAUAGUGCAAAGUGGCUUUUGAAUGAGGCUUGACUUGUGUCUAUUUAUGGUGGCCUACAAAUUGGCGAAACAGGACGAACGGCUCCAAAGUGUAAACUAUUCUUGAAGGUUGAGAGCUCCAGGGAACGUCGGAAUCGAUAAAAUUGAUUUUUUUCCUUCCUCCGGAUGUCUCAUCAUCGCCGUUAUUAUCCGAAAGGUUGAAUCAUACAAUGCGAGACAGCUGCACCUUCUUUCGCCAAUCGGAUGGAAGGAAGUGAAAUUAUUAUGCUGAAUUGUUAAUGAAAUUGGCCAAUUAUUUAUUUCCAUAAGCUCGUCGAAUCGACAGAAGGAGCUUGGUUGAAGGGCUGAGACACAUCCACGUUUGAACCUCCUGGGCAAUACACCAUUUAUGGCACCGCGUUUGAUAACGAUAUCGACCCCCUCGAUUUCACCAUCGUCCAGCCCGUCGUCCCCCUUCGAGGUAUGAAAACAAGCUUUCGCUACUAGCCUUCUUCAUUUCAGCAUCGCAAAUAUCUAUAUCAACACAGUAUGACAUCAUCUUUGUUGUGCUUUCGUGCUUGGGGCGUGUUUCGUUACAAUUAGACUCUACACACUGCUCGCUGUUGUGCUCUGUUAGCCGAGCAGGGUAAAGUUCAAGACAGUGCUUCUUAUCCUCUACGUGUUCUACAUCUGCUGCUACUGCUGCCUCCAUUGCCAAAUAUUACUGCUGCUGCUGACGCUUACAGCUUGAAUCAGAGACUGCGUUAAUACAACCGUAUACAACUCGUGUGUGAGUCCUUUGUCGCCAGCUGCGGCUUUUUGCGUUGCGUUGUGAGCACGUGUCAAGGCCAAACAUCAGUAUACGCAGUGACACCAACAACAACAACAGCAAACAGCAACAUCAUCCAUCCAUAAUUUGCUCAAAACUGGAGGAUGAAAUUAGAUCCUCCACUGACGCAGAACUAAUCAUCAUUAAGGAUUCAUCAAUGUUUCAGUCAUGCCGCCUCUGGAAUCUGAGUAUAGCAAGUGUGUUGGCGCUAACGCUGUCUAAUGUUUUCCUCACGGUUCGGCUGCUCCACAAUGGCGACUGCAAUUCGCAGCAAUACAGUGCUGCCAACAUCGAGGACAGUGCUUCGCUGGUUCCACGAGCCCCGAUCCUCACUCCGGCCACCUGUCUGGAGUACGUGCUGGCCGAAUCAUUGACUAAUAACACCGAUAAGGCAGUGUUUUCCGGGCUUGAUCUUCGAUUGGGUCGCUGGGAUUCGAGGCGGCUGUAUAAAUUCUUCGACUUUGCUGUGAUUGGUGAGAAGUAUCCAGAACUAUCGGAAAAGUUUUCCGUUUGUCUAGCGACGCAAAGUUCGCUGGAGAAGAUUUACUCGCUGGUACAAGUGUCACAUCAUUGGUCUGGACCGAUAUCGGCGGCCAUCUUUGCUGCCGGAAACGAUGAACUGUACCUGUUGCAGAUCUACCUUUCGUAUCUGAGAAAUUGCUUCAAAACGAUUCGCGAACGGGUGAGCUUUCAUUUGGCCUUGCCGAAAGAUCGCUCCCCAACCCAUCUGAAGAGCAUUCAUGUGGGAGAUUUUACCAAGUUCGAUUGUGCCAAACCGGAAGCGACGUUGAACGAUCUGAUAAAACUGCGCAAAGCAGAAACCAAUAAGUGGCGCAUCAAGAAUCCGUACCCGCAGAACCAUCUGCGCAACGUCGCCCGCAAAGGGUGCCAAAGUAAUUACGUAUUUUUGACGGACGUGGACAUUAUUCCGAGUGUGAACUUUGCAGAACAUCUUGACAAGUUUCUGAGAGCUCAAAAGCCGGUGCAUCAACAACAGCAUCCCCAGACAGCUUACGUGGUUCCGACAUACGAGUUGGAUGAUCGGGUUCGAUUCCCUCGAAACAAGACUGAUUUGAUACGACUGGCGAACAAGGGCCUGGCGAGGCCGUUCCAUCACAAAGUUUUCAUCUACAAUCAGUUUGCGACGAACUUUUCAAGAUGGCAGACGGAUGUUUCGGAGAACGACAUCACCAGGGUGUCACACAACGUGACAAACUUCGAGUUCUUGUACGAACCUUUCUAUGUUGCCCCAGAUACGGUGCCACCUCAUGAUGAGCGGUUUCUCGGCUACGGUUACACCCGGAAUACACAGGUCUACGAGAUGUUCGUCGCCGGCUAUCAGUUCCAAGUGCUGACUCCGCUGUUUACCGUCCACUGGGGACUUCAGAACAAGAAAAGUCGUCCGGCGUGGCGCGAGCGGCAAAACAACGUCAACCGGAAGUACUUCGAGAUCUUCAAGCGGGAAGUAUUCGCUCGAUAUCACAAGGAUCCACUGCGAAUGUUGCUACCGAAAAAGGUUCAAAAGCAACAUGGCGUCGGUGCAGGGGGAGCCGGAAAUGCUGGAGCCGGGGCUGGCGGAGCUGCUGCAGCCGGAGACGGAAAUGGCUGAUGGUUCAGCUCCUGGUUCAAAUCAAACGCUGCGGGCAAAAAGUCCAAACACCAGAAACAUUUGCGCAAUAAACACCGAAUAUCAUAGGAAAACAAAAAACAAAAACAAAUCGUGUCAGUGUUAGCGAACAAUCUGUAGCUAAAAUAAAAGCCAUUUGGAUAGCGCGAAUCCAAACUCACACUUAUGGUAGCACGUGAACUCAUGCUUCUCCUGCCAAAUUAGUCUAUAACGAAUCAUUAUGUUAUCGGUAUCGUACGCUUUCUAGAAUCUAGCUAUACUUUUAAUGAUUCUUUUCAAAAAAUUUUUGGGCACCCGGUCACCUCUAGACUCUUUCAUUCAUAUGUGAUAGUAACUCUUAUAACCUAUUCUAAAAUUCGUUGAGUUUAUAGACCGCGUUCCAAUUUGAUAGAGCGUUAAUUUUCAGCGCCGUAGCUUGAUGUGCAUCGAUAAACUCCUCUCUAGCCGAGAAGUCACUUAACAUUCGAUUAGUUUAAUACUAUCAUUUUCGUGCUCGUUAAAAAUUUCUAUGGGAAUGGAAAAUCACAGAAUUACAAUCGUGGUAAAAAAGUUGUCAAGAAAUUUGAAAAAGGCAACCAAAUCGGUGAGAUGCAUAUUGAACAAAGCGUCAACCAGAUAUGCGUAUAUGGUCGGUUUUAACUGUGAGCCAAUUACCUAACUACUCGAAGGAAGUGAAACGGAAAUGUAAGUGUUUAUGAGUGGGAUGGUGAAUCGCGAAUGUAUAUAACGCCAUUUUUAAAUGAUUAUUACAAAAGAAAAUAUAGCAAACGAAUAAAUUAAUGUUGUAAUUUCUAGAACAUGCAAUCUA
Messenger RNA from Uranotaenia lowii, 3536 nucleotides. RefSeq names its product beta-1,4-glucuronyltransferase 1. The record is from RefSeq and is a predicted model, not a curated record. Bases 1259 to 2710 code for a protein of 483 amino acids. Gene Ontology annotation, molecular function: glucuronosyltransferase activity. Lineage: Eukaryota; Metazoa; Arthropoda; Insecta; Diptera; Culicidae. The transcript is spliced from 4 exons.